AAAGUUUUUAUAUAAUCUAAUGAUAAGUACAGUUUACAGGACUACAUUUGUGUAAGCAGCAGGUAGACUAUAUGAAACAAUGAUUGUUCGGGUUCUUCCAUUAGUAUCUAAUAUCAGUGCCAGACACUUUUGUGGUGUGAAAAAUGUUGUAUCAUCAAAAUCAAGCCUAUCUGCUAUGCGAUGUGUUCUUCAAGAUACAGGUUCAUCUACAAAGUUUGUCACAAGAACAUUUACCACAGCACAGAAGUUGGGAGCGAGGGGCGGAAGAGCUUCAUUUGUAUCUCAGAAGGUUUCUGUUGGGGGAACUACUGCCAUUACUGUGGGGCAGCUUGGACUAGCUGGAGCAUCUGCAUUAGGAAUCGGAGCUCUAUGUUACUAUGGCCUGGGUUUAGGAAAUGAAGCAGGCAUUAUUGAUAAGGCAGCAAUGUGGCCAAAAUAUGUUCGGGAUAGAGUUAAAGAUACAUAUUUAUACUUUGGGGCGUCACUUGGAGCUACUGCUGCAACAGCUUUAGCCAUAGCUAAAAAUCCUACAGCUAUGAGAAUUGUUUCAAGUAAUGGAAUCAUGGCAAUGGUACUAUCCAUUGGUGCAAUGAUCGGUACAUCAGUAAUAUGUCGAAGCAUUGCAUAUGAGCCAGGGUUUGGUUCAAAACAGCUUGCAUGGCUAUUGCACACUGCGGUAGUGGGUGCUGUCAUUGCACCAAUCACUAUUCUUGGUGGCCCACUCCUGAUAAGGGCUGCUUGGUACACUGCUGGAGUUGUUGGUGGUUUGUCCACAGUGGCAAUGUGUGCACCUAGUGAAAAAUUUCUUACAAUGGGUGGUCCUUUAGCUGCAGGACUUGGUGUCGUAUUUGUUGCUAGCUUGGGAUCUGCAUUUUUUCCACCCACAGGAGCACUGGGAAUGAGUUUGUACUCCAUAUCUGUUUAUGGUGGCUUGGUAUUGUUUGGAGCAUUCUUACUGUAUGACACACAAAAAAUUGUCAAAGCAGCAGAAUCCCAUCCAAAUUAUGCAGCCAGACCUUUUGAUCCUGUGAACGCAUCAAUGAGUAUAUAUAUGGAUGCCAUAAACAUUUUUAUUCGAAUUGCAAUGAUGUUAGCAGGUGGUAACAGAAAGAAAUAAACAGAUGUAAUAUUUUGUACAUUAUUAUAUACUACAUCAAACUUUGCGCAUUUUGACGUUUAUAUCUAGAGUUAAGCUGAAUGUUUCUGGACAUCAAUAAAAAAUGAUAAUGAUCUUAAUUUAAAACAUUAGUUGUCUGUGUUCAACAAAUAUAAUAUAUCAACGAAAAUUUACUAGAAUUUAAUUCUUUAACCGAGAUAUGAUAUGGUUACAUUUGGUGUGCUUUUCAACAUUGAUACUAAGGUUAUCACCAGCUUAUCUGUAUCGGACAGAGCCUUGGCUGUUUUAUAUUGAAAAUGAUAAUUUAUUCCAAACUCUCCUUAAGUCGUGGUUCCUAACUAGGGGACCACAUUAGACUAGGGCACAAAUCAAGUUUAAUGCAUUUUUGUCUGCAUAGGCUACUUUUCACUUAAAACGAAAUUCCCUGUUCUCCGUAGUUUCAUUACCUUGAAAUAUUAUUUCAAGUCACAGUGUAUUUGGAUCUUAUGCAUGGAUUGCAUGAUCGACGGAUUCAGAAUAACAAUAUAAAUACCUCUGUGCUCUGUGAAUUCUAAACUUUGUAAAUGUUUGUGUAUUAAAUGUGGACAUUUUGGCCUUCGGUUUGUUUUUAUUAUAUACCAUGAACAGUGGUAAAAAGUA
Molecule: messenger RNA, 1756 nt
Organism: Styela clava
Lineage: Eukaryota; Metazoa; Chordata; Ascidiacea; Stolidobranchia; Styelidae
Product: growth hormone-inducible transmembrane protein-like
Cellular component (GO): mitochondrial inner membrane
Source: RefSeq, a predicted model, not a curated record